This is a messenger RNA of Populus nigra (black poplar), 960 nucleotides long. RefSeq lists its product as uncharacterized. Lineage: Eukaryota; Viridiplantae; Streptophyta; Magnoliopsida; Malpighiales; Salicaceae. The transcript has a single exon. The record is from RefSeq and is a predicted model, not a curated record. The coding region runs from base 332 to 877 and encodes 181 amino acids.
UUGUAGGUGUUUGGUGCUGCUUCGUGUUUUCUAAUGAAGAUUUAAGAGGUGUUUAUAAUAAUUCUUGGCGGAGGGUUACCAAUCAUUUGGUUGCAAGAGAUGGACAACCACCAAUCGAUCGAAAACAGACGUUUCACCUUCUUGAUUGUUCACAAAGUAAACCUCUUUUAACCACACAAGUAGACCUAGCUAGACCCUCAAAUUUUCUCUCUUUUGAUCUUAUUUUCUAUCCUUGCCACAAGCAUAUAUUUAGUUUUUUUUGUAUGCAUCAAGCACUCAAAGCUCUUCCCUUCUGCAAGUUCGUAGUAAUAGUGGUCGCAGAUAAAGAAUAAUGGGAAGUGAGCGGUGCAAUAUUCCAUGCAAACCCCGUUAUGAUAUUACUAUGUCCAGGAGAACAAGAAAGCCGUUCAUGAAUUUCGAAGAAGCCAAUCGAAAUCCCACAACAGUCUCGACAGAAGAAGAGAGUGAUGCUAAAGAUGUUGUUGUCCAUGAUAAAGAAACGGAGAGCUUUCCUGAAACAGUUGAUGUUGAAGAAGAUCGUAAAAGCAGCCUGAAGCAACUUAUAAUCGACAACGCAGGCAACCAAGAAAGUGAACCCACCAAGCUGGUGCUGCAGGAAACAAGGGGCGGAGAUGAUGAAAACAUUGAGAGGAAAUUAUCAGGAAGCAGGAAUUCCCUUGGCCAGCAUUUCAAGGGAGAAGAAAAGCAGCUUCAAUUAGUAACAAUGAAACAAGCAAAAGAAGGAAUUGAAGGAGUGAAGCUUAAGGGAAUGGUGGGUCGCUAUGUCAAAGUGUUAAGCCAUUUGAUCAGAAUCAAGCGUGACACACGCAUGAAUAAUGGAUCCCGGAAAAAGUCACUUCUCCGGUUGCCCAUGUAGGCCAUGCAUAUUUUCCUGGGACUCUUCUGAUCACUACUUACGCAUAUAUACAUAAAAUACUCCUCGACAUGGCGCCUUGAUUU